Molecule: messenger RNA, 1038 nt
Organism: Verticillium alfalfae VaMs.102
Lineage: Eukaryota; Fungi; Ascomycota; Sordariomycetes; Glomerellales; Plectosphaerellaceae
Product: regulator of secondary metabolism LaeA
Exons: 6
Coding region: 1-1038 (345 amino acids)
Source: RefSeq, a predicted model, not a curated record
AUGUCUAUCAACGGGUAUUACUCUCCCUCCGCCGCGCCUCCUGACUCAAAAUGUAGUUAUAUCGCUAAUCAAUCGUCGGUCAUCAGCAGAAAUUCAGGAACGCAAGGUCAUCGGGAAAAUGGUCGUGUUUAUGGAGAGUUUCGCCCUGGACGUUACUUAUUCCCCAUCGAUGAGGAAGAAAAAGACAGAUUUGACGUCUUUCACCGGGUUGUGUCGUUGGCUCGGCAGAAUAAGCACUUCGACAACGAGGUUCCAGACCGCGCUCGAGUUCUCGAUCUCGGCACGGGCACUGGCAUAUGGGCAAUCGAUGUUUCCGACGCCCUCUGGAAGGGACCUGAGAACCACGGUCUCGUACAUGGACUAGAUCUUGCUUAUAUUCAGCCCGCUGACGUACCAUCUACGGUGUCUUUUAUGCAGGCAGAUGUAGAAGAACCCUGGCCGCUGCGCGAGAAUGAUUACGACUUAAUACAUAUUCAGCUUCUGAUGGGUGGGAUUCGGGAUUGGACGGAUCUCUACCGAAAGAUUUUCAGACACAGCUCUGGUGGCUUGGAGCGAAGCUGUACAUCGGGCGUUACGAAACCUUUUGGCACGCCACUGGACAUCAAUGACAGAAUCAAGGGCGACCUCCAAGCGAUAGGUUUCACGGACGUUACCGAGACAAUUGUCAAGCUUCCGAUCAACCCCUGGGCCGACAAUAAGCAUGACCAAGAGUUGGGCCGAUGGUUCAAUCUUGCAGCCACUCAUGCCGUCAACGCUAUGAGCCUAGCACCACUCACCCGAGUUGAGGGUUGGCCCGUCGAACAAGUACAGAGUCUCGGAAGCGAGGUGAAGAAGAACCUCUGUAAACUUAGCAUCCAUGCUUACUGCCGACUACCAGACGCCCCUAAACUGGACGAAAGCACAACAGCGAUUGGGCCAUCGAGCCUUUUCCAUCCUCUGUAUACUACCACUAUCAUCACCGCCUUUGCCACAUAUCAUCACUUUAUUCGCCAAUACCUCAUCGUCCUUGAAAUACAUCCUGGUCACCUUCGCUUCUAG